This is a messenger RNA of Zea mays, 1328 nucleotides long. RefSeq names its product salutaridine reductase. Gene Ontology annotation, molecular function: oxidoreductase activity, acting on the CH-OH group of donors, NAD or NADP as acceptor. NCBI's taxonomy places the organism in Eukaryota, Viridiplantae, Streptophyta, Magnoliopsida, Poales, Poaceae. The transcript is spliced from 4 exons. The record is from RefSeq and is a predicted model, not a curated record. Gene Ontology annotation, cellular component: membrane. Bases 272 to 1114 code for a protein of 280 amino acids.
UCUACCGCCAAAGUAACAACUGGACUUUUAUGGCCAGGGUUACAUCAAGCUCCGUAUAAACAAAUCAGCCGGCCGCCUUGGAUGCAAUUUCUGCCUUUAAUAUCAUCCUCCACUCCCACUCGGCAUCGGAAUAUUGGAGCCUGCUAGGCUGCUAGCGCAUGCAUGGGAUGAAUUCACGCUAAUAUAAUCCUUUGCCAAAGCCAAACAAGCAAGCUGUCGCUCAGUCUCUUGUGUCUUCCCUCUAGCCCUUGCCGCAGUAUUGGGGUUACUGAUGGAAAGAAGCAAAAGGGUUGCUGUUGUCACCGGAGGGAACAAAGGGAUUGGGCUGGAAGUAUGCAGGCAGCUGGCCUCCAGGGGUGUCGCGGUGAUCCUAACGGCGAGGGACGAGAAAAAGGGAACAGAAGCAGUGGCUACGCUUCGUGGAUCCGGACUACCGGAUGUACAGUUUCACCGCCUGGAUGUCAGUAAUCCAACUGGCACUGCCCGUCUUGCUGAAUUUAUCAAGGAGAAGUUUGGCAGGCUAGAUAUCCUGCUCGUAGGCAAGAACGCCAUGGAGAGGCUACAAUGGUUGGUGCAGCACUCCACGGAGAGUUACGAGGAAGCAAGAGAAUGCCUGAAAAUAAACUACUUCGGCACCAAAUAUGUGACCGAAGCACUCCUCCCAAUCCUUAUAUCCUCCUCUGACGGACGGCUCAUCAACGUGUCAUCCAACUAUGGACUACUCCAGCAUUUCAGUGGCGAAGAUCUUAAGCAAGAGCUAAACGAUAUUGACAACCUGACGGUUGAGAGGCUAGAUGAGAUGCCGGAGUUGUUCCUGAAAGACUACAGGAGUGGGCAGCUGAAAUCUCAUGGGUGGCCUGCCGACUCUGAGUACCUGGCCUACAAGGUAUCCAAGGCUCUGACCAAUGGCUACACCAGGAUACUGGCGAAGGCGCACCCAGAGUUGCGCAUCAACUGCGUGCACCCUGGCUUCUGCAAGACCGACAUCAACUUUGACACCGGCGAAUACACCGCGGAAGACGGUGCCAGUUGCAUUGUUGCGGUGGCGCUAUUGCCGGAAGGAGGCCCAACUGGCGUGUUCUUCUUCCGCAGAGAAGAAGUACCCUUUGUGUAACUUUUCAAGGGUUACUCUCUCUCUCUCUCUCUCUCUCUCUCUCUCUCUCUCUCUCUCUCUCUCUCUCUCUCUCUCUCACACACACACACACACACACACACAGUGAUGUAACGGAUGUGGUGGCAACUAUAGAAGUAUAGAACAACUGCAUAAGUAUUAAGGGCAGCGUUGUUAGGAUCAUAUAUUCAAAGAAGUGGCUCUGCUUACAAAGUUA